AUGCAAAAUCCCAAUUACUGUAUUCCCGUAGGGUUGACACAACUUCAACAAGAUUUGAUCGAAAUUCUGAUCUCCACGCAUGCCAGAUCAUUGCUGCAAUUUUGCAACAACGAGGAUGUCAAAAAGCUCGAAGAUCUUGAAAGCUCUAGAAAACUGACCUUGCCAGCUUUAUCGCCCCAACAACUAACGUCAUUGUUGUCGACUAAUAUCCGUGCUGUGGCUAACCACCCGUGUCUUUUGGUGGAACAUUAUAUGCCCCGCCAGCUCCUGCUGAUGGAGCCGGGGGAGAGACUGAUAUGCGGCAGCGACAAAUUUCAGAAAAUGGCUACGCUUCUCGACUCGUUUCUUUCCAGAGAUCGCAAACGAUUUCCAAAGCCACUGCAGGUUACAAUUCUUUCCCAUAGUGUAAAGGAAUUGGAUCUCAUCGAAGGUUAUCUUUUGGGAAAAGCAGUCAAGCUUAAACGGCUGUCAGGUGCGAGUUUAUUCGACGAAAAGCAUAACUAUGGAGAGCCUGACACGGGCUCCAAUACGCCCGUUCUACCUACAGGUUACAUCAAGGACGACUAUGAAUAUGGGAGACGCAGACGUAGAACCAAAGAAAUAGACCAUCGCGAUUGGUUGUUUCUUGCCACGGCCACGCAUUUGGCUAGGUCACCAGAACUGAUGGAUGACUUCAGCAUUGACCUGGUCAUAGGGUUUGAUCCACUGAUAGACGAAAAUCUCGAGUGUUUCCUAAGGAUGCGAAAGAGUGGCAAAAUGGUCCCACUUAUCAAACUACUGGUCAAAGACUCUCCCGAUCAUUUUUGUUUGGUGCACAACCAAACAAAAAGUGAGGAUGAUCACUUUCUGAGCUCACUUUUGCACUUUGUGAGACACCGGCAAACGAUUACGAAAACAGAUUCGACCGGGUGGUUAAGCCAGUUCGCUGAAAGUCUCUUGGAGGAAAAAACUCCAGACGCGACAUCACUUCCACUUUGUGAUCUUUCCGAUCAACACUCAAACGUCAAUCUUUUAGAAGCCGUAACGAAAUAUCAGUCCCUUUCACCUCUUUCUACAAUGGAUUUCAAACUCGUCCCCAUAAACCAGGACCUGGAUAUCAAAACUUAUCAGAACGUUUUGAUGGAUCGAAUUGUUCAAAGGCUCAAUUCUUGUGACGAAGAAUACGCUACGCGUGAGAAGGAUAUUUUGGAAAACAGGUUACGAGAAACAAUGCGUCAAAAUGAAUUUGACCUGCUACAUGAAGAGGCGGCUAGUAUUUUUAAACAGAGCAAAGAGGAAGAAGGCCCUGCAAUUAAUUCUCUUAAAAAAUUCAACAAAGCGCAAGCAGACUACAACAAAGUCUCAGAACGCCUAAAAGUUCUAUCCGAGAGAAAAGAAUCGCUAUCAAAAAGACUGAAUGACAGCAAAACCCUACCAUCCUCCCAAAUAGAUGGGUUGUCUUCUGAAUUGAAAAAACUCAAAAGCAUGAGGGACGCCAGUAAGCAGGAAAAUGAACAAAAAUCAGACACCAAUGAUAAAUUAAGAGCCAAGUACCAAUCCGAGUCAUCCAAUGCUGCCAAUAAAUCAAUUGCUAUUCAACGGCUGCGACAGAACCGUGAUCAGCUCAAAGCUCGUCUAUCCGGUCCUGUAGUCAGUCUUCAUUUCAAGAAUGCACUAGAACAGGAGGCAAUCUUGAAAGAGGAGCUCAUACGCGUGGUUCGGCAGUCUCAAUUUACCCAGGGUUACGUCAAGAGAAUCCAGAAACAGUACUCGCUCAAUGGCACUCAGCACCUCAAAGCAAACACACAAACUUCUCGCUCACGUCGGCAAAGGAAUGCAAAUAUGGGCUGA
Lachancea meyersii CBS 8951 is the source of this 1830-nucleotide messenger RNA. NCBI's taxonomy places the organism in Eukaryota, Fungi, Ascomycota, Saccharomycetes, Saccharomycetales, Saccharomycetaceae. The record is from the annotation of a GenBank genome assembly.